Messenger RNA from Haemonchus placei, 312 nucleotides. The record is from the annotation of a GenBank genome assembly. Lineage: Eukaryota; Metazoa; Nematoda; Chromadorea; Rhabditida; Trichostrongylidae.
GCGUACAAAGCCCACCUCUGCACGUUCAAGCCUACCAAAUAUGAAGAUUUACAAUGGGCUGAAAUGUACAUCUAUAAAACUGUCUAUUCCCAAACUUAUGGCGGUUGUUUGAAGAAGUGUGUCGAAGAGUUCCCUGAAUGUGCCAUAGUUGGUAUACAGGCAGAAGGCUCUGAUUAUCUGUGCUACAUUUAUGCUCUGAAUAGCGCUCUCAACUACAACCCGUCGCCUGGCGGAUAUUCUAUGGAAAUUUAUGUGUUGGAAAGAAACAAAGUUGAUGUCGAAUGCCCAUUGGCGGCACAUGUGUUCCCAUGA